This is a messenger RNA of Topomyia yanbarensis, 1189 nucleotides long. RefSeq lists its product as uncharacterized. The record is from RefSeq and is a predicted model, not a curated record. The transcript is spliced from 2 exons. Bases 87 to 935 code for a protein of 282 amino acids. Lineage: Eukaryota; Metazoa; Arthropoda; Insecta; Diptera; Culicidae.
UGGUGACUAUUAAUAUCAUCAUUUUUUAAUUUUCUUGUUGAAGCCGUGUCAAAUCUGAGCUUUCUAACGAUUUCUUCAAUACAGGUAUGCUGGAAGUGAAAGAAAGCCAGACUGGUAAUUUUCUCAAGGGCAAGAUAUUGGAUGUAUUGAAGGCCUACGAUAUCGACAUCAACCAAGUAUUCUCCACCACAACGGAUAAUGGUGCGAAUAUGAUCGCUGCUAUCAAAUCAGUCCAACAUACAAUCGCUAGUGCAGACACAAUGUCAUGUGAUGACGAUGAAGAUGAACAGGCCGACGAGGUAUCGACAUCAAUAAAGGCUGAGCUCUCGAAUCAAUUAAGUUUGGUGAGAUGCGCUGCACACACCCUAGCGGUUUCCGACGUGAUUAAAAAAAAUGACGAGAGAAUCCGAAAAGUGACCAAUGUAGUGAAGAAGACAAGGAAGACUAAAUACACUCUAUAUUUCGAGCACAAACAGGCAUCCAAAGCUCCCCUUUGGAGCUUUACUCGGUGGGCUGGAAGGUAUAAAAUGGUGAAAUCAAUAGUCAAGCAAGAGCCUUUUUACAUCGAACUUGGCAUACAGUAUGAAGAUAUCGUAUUCUCAUCCGAAGACUGGCUCUUCAUGAAAAACUUCGUCGCAGCGUUUACACCGGUUUACAAAUUAACAAAACAGCUUCAAAACCACCACGUAGCAUUGAAUGACUUCUAUAUACAAUGGCUUAAUAUAAUGCGGACUAUCGAAAAUGAGAUUCACAACCCGUUUUGUGAACCUUUGCUGCAAGCCAUAAAAAAUCGCUUGGCAAAAAUGAAGGAAAAUAUGGCUUUCAAAGCAUCACUCUUUUUAGACCCGCGAUUCAAUUUUUCUGGUUCAACAUUAUUUCCAUCAGUAGAAGAAAGAAAUGCAGUCCAGGUAAACUUGAUUUGUUAUUCAAAAUGAUCAAAUAUUGGCCGGUUUUAAAAAAUAACUACCAUAGCAAAUCUGUUAGAAGUUCUCGCAAGAUACUUUAGAGUAGAAAGUGGGUAUAUGUGUGGGAUUCCGAAAAAUUAAAAAAAUUAAAACUUGGGUCUGCUAGGUCUAUCUCUUUUUGACACUACACCGGUGUACCACCAGGGAAAAACGAAAAUGCUAUUAGAAGUUCAAUAUCAUUAAAUGUAAUAUUAAGUAUUCUGGGUAGACUCUUUACUGACUUA